AUGAGCGCUUCUUAUUGGGACUCUUCGCAACGGAAUAAAUGCCUAUACACAAGAGAGUCCCUGGCCCGUGGGAGACAUAAAUUAUGGCUAUUAGAGUGCCAACUAUACCCACAGGGUACUACUAUAGUCAUGGAAAGCGGUGGUAAAGAUUCACAACCCGUAACUAAAUGUAUUCCAAUCACCCACCGAGACUUACAUUACGAUAGGGACUACAACUUGAGAAUCUACUGUUAUUUCUUAAUAAUGAAACUUGGUAGGCGAUUAAAUGUGAGACAAUACGCCCUAGCCACUGCUCACGUUUAUUUAUCCAGGUUCUGCCUAAAAGCAUCGAUACGUGAAGUUAAUUUGUACCUGUUGGUUACUACAUGUAUAUACCUUGCUUGCAAAGUUGAAGAGUGUCCACAACAUAUCAGAACACUGGUUAACGAGGCAAGAUCCCUUUGGCCCGAAUUCGUUCCACCAGAUCCUACAAAGGUCACUGAGUUUGAAUUCUACCUCAUAGAGGAACUCCAGUCGUACUUAAUCGUGCAUUAUCCGUACCGUUCAAUGGAACAGUUUGCGUCCGCUCUACAACGCGAACCAUAUGGCCUAACCCUAUCUCGCGAUGACAUGCAAAACAGUUGGUCUCUGAUAAACGACUCCUACAUUACAGACGUGCAUCUACUAUACCCUCCUCAUGUCAUUGCUAUGGCGUGUCUUUUUAUCACUGUCUGUUUACGAAAUAGCAGCUCACCUUCAGCGGCUACAAACCAGGAAAUCUUCAACAGGUUCAUGGCUGAUUCCCAAGUUGAUUUAAAACAAGUUAUGGACACUAUACAGGACUUUAUUACUUUAUAUGACCAUUGGGACAAAUACAACGAGCCAUGGAUUAAAUUCCUACUUCAUGGACUCUACCUGCGUCCAAACCUGUCCAAAAGUUCACUAGCUGAAUCCAAUUCUGCCACUGGAAGCAAUCCAGUGCCGCUAGUUGCACCAACUUCUAACAAUACUGCCAUCUCAUCUGGUAGUUAG
Messenger RNA from Eremothecium sinecaudum, 1011 nucleotides. RefSeq names its product cyclin-dependent protein serine/threonine kinase regulator SSN8 (gene SSN8). The coding region runs from base 1 to 1011 and encodes 336 amino acids. Gene Ontology annotation, biological process: positive regulation of transcription by RNA polymerase II. Gene Ontology annotation, molecular function: cyclin-dependent protein serine/threonine kinase regulator activity. The transcript has a single exon. The record is from RefSeq and is a predicted model, not a curated record. Gene Ontology annotation, cellular component: mediator complex; nucleus. Lineage: Eukaryota; Fungi; Ascomycota; Saccharomycetes; Saccharomycetales; Saccharomycetaceae.